This is a messenger RNA of Octopus sinensis (East Asian common octopus), 824 nucleotides long. Its product is annotated as NAD-dependent protein deacetylase sirtuin-1-like. The record is from RefSeq and is a predicted model, not a curated record. Bases 171 to 824 code for a protein of 217 amino acids. Gene Ontology annotation, molecular function: NAD+ binding. The transcript has a single exon. NCBI's taxonomy places the organism in Eukaryota, Metazoa, Mollusca, Cephalopoda, Octopoda, Octopodidae.
GAAUUCCGGACUUCCGAUCAAGUGACGGACUAUAUGCUCGAUUGAGCAAGGAGUUCCCCGAACUCUCUUCUCCAACCGACAUUUUUGACCUGAAAUUUUUCCAAAACAAUCCUCGUCCAUUCUACAAAAUAUGUCGUGUAAGAUUUUCCAUUUCAUCUCAGGAUCUGCUCAUGUUGGAUGCCCAACCUGGUCUUACUCACAAAUUUGUACGACAACUGGAAUGUCAGGGCAAGUUAUUGAACUGCUACACUCAGAAUGUUGACGGUCUGGAUAGAUUGGCCGGAAUUGAACAUCUCGUGGAAUGCCAUGGGUCCUUUUCCCAUUCUGUGUGUAUGAUUUGUGGGGACAGAGUGAAGACUGAACUACUCAAGGACCAUAUAGUCGAACAGAAUGUUCCUAGAUGUGUAUCUUGUGGUGAAGGAGUCAUGAAACCUGAAAUUGUGUUUUUUGGGGAACAGCUCGGAUCCCAUUUUUAUUCGAGUCUGGAACAUGACAUUGAAAAGUGUGACCUCGUCCUUGUGAUUGGCUCUUCUCUCAGUGUCCAUCCGGUGUCCUCAAUCCCCCGUUGGUUCGUUAUGUGCGACUCUUUAGACAGAGUUCGGGGGUCAGUUCCACAAAUCCUCAUUAAUCGUGAACCACUUUCUGACUUUACUUUUGAUGUUGAAUUUUUUGGGGACUGUGAUCUUGUUUUGGGGCACAUUUCAUCACAGCUUGGUGAUGAUUUUUUUUCAGAUCUGUGUGGAAGGGACGUAAUGCUACAAAGGUCUGAAUUGGAAUUAGGAGAUCCUGAAUCCGGUAUAUUGACAGGUUUGGUUGUGUUUUAA